Amyelois transitella is the source of this 4054-nucleotide messenger RNA. RefSeq lists its product as uncharacterized. The coding region runs from base 17 to 4051 and encodes 1344 amino acids. The transcript has a single exon. The record is from RefSeq and is a predicted model, not a curated record. Gene Ontology annotation, biological process: proteolysis. Gene Ontology annotation, molecular function: nucleic acid binding; aspartic-type endopeptidase activity. NCBI's taxonomy places the organism in Eukaryota, Metazoa, Arthropoda, Insecta, Lepidoptera, Pyralidae.
AUCCGGGAACGAGUCGAUGACCUUCGCCGGCCCGCAGCUUUCCGCGCCUGCUCCUUCCGCGGCUGUUGGGGCCCACAGCACGGAACAAGUGAUGUCAACAAUGAUGGAAAUGAUUUUGCAAACGCAGCGAAUGCAGGAGGAAACAAAUAAAACAAUAAUCGAAACGCUUCGAUCUUUCCCACGUGCUGAUCCCACCGGCGAUUUCAGGACGUCGACUCCCUCGACGACUUCGGUUCAGAGAAGCUCAACAGCCCCUGCCGUGGUCGCCGCCCCGCCGGGAAACUUCACUAAGUGUACUGCGCGGUUCAACGGGAAGUCACGCGACGCCGAGAAGCUGGAAGCUUUUUUGGAUGCCGUGGAAGUUUACAAAGAAUGCGCGGAUGUGAGCGACCAGCACGCGCUGCGAGGCCUGAGUAUGCUGUUGGAGGACGACGCGGCUCUCUUCUGGCGCAGCGUCAAGGACAACGUCACGACAUGGGCAGAGGCCGUCGCGCGGCUGCGAGCUAUGUACGGCACUCAGUUGCCGCCGUACAAAAUCUUCCGCGAAGUUUUUCGUACUGAACAAUCUGAAAGUGAACGUGCCGACGGAUUUAUAUCACGAUUACGUGCCCUCAUAGUGAAGCUGCCGUACAAAGUGCCGGAUGCAAUGCAGAUAGACAUGGUGUACGGGUUAUUACAUAGGCGGAUACGAAAAAGACUGUCACGCGAUACUAUUACUUCGAUGAACAUUUUUGUAGAAAAAGUGCGAGCCACGGAGGACGCGAUCGCGGAGACCAAUAAAUUGUCCCUUAUAUCUCCGUCUUCUACGGUAAAAAAUGUAAACAAACCCGCGAAUGUUAAAAACCUAACUACGAGUUCGUCCCCUACUACCGGUUCAGUAGUCACGAAUAACUCGAAUCUGCAAUCGAAACGCACCCGGGUGCGAUGCGCUCAUUGUAAAGUGUACGGGCAUACGGUCGAAAAUUGCCGAAAUCUACAAGGUAAAGGCGAGAACAUCGGUAAGUCAGAUUUGCAUAAUUCUAGUACCUUAAGGUGUUAUGGAUGUGGCCAACAGGGAGUUAUAAAAUCGAGAUGCAAGACAUGUUCGAGUUCGCAUACAAACGCAGCUGGUUCUCAAUCAGCUGAUUUCAAUACAUUGUCUUGUAAACUAUCUUCUAACAACAUGUCAUGCAACUCGAAUUAUCGCACAUGUCAUCGUGAUUCAAAUGAGGAUAUCAUUUUUCUAAAUAAUCACGACAUCGAAAAUAUUUUUUCCGAUAAUUUUGAUAUACAGUGUGUUUUUGAUGAGCGUUCGGAUAUACAGGAUGUCGUAAGUGAAAAUGUCACAAGUGUUCAGGAAGACAAAAUUCGGUGUUCUGAACACCGUACAAACAAUUAUUUUCGCGAUAUACAGGAUGUUUCCAACGAAAAUUCGAAUUUUAAAAACUGUAUUACAAAUGAUAUUAUAAAUCUACAGGAACAUUUUAUCGAAUACUCGGAGCAAAAUUACUGUAAUUAUACCCGGGAUUCGUUUAGUGUACACAGUGGUAAUAUAAAAAAAUCUGACACUUGCGACAAAUUUACUAAUAUCGAUGCGACUUUACUUCCUACCGUAUCUAUUGAUGUUUCGGGCCGCGAAGGGGUGGCCAUCAUUGAUACCGGCGCAACUCACUCCAUAGCUAGCACCAAGCUGUACUCCAUAUUAGUAGAACAAGGUGUCCAAUUUUUAGACACAGAGCGAACAAUAAGAUUAGCCGAUGGUACGCAUAGUCAAAAGAGAUUACUUACCGCCGACGUGAAUGUCACUAUUGGAGGUCGUAAGAUAAUCGUUGAAGAUAUGCUUGUUUUGCCAGGGGCUUCAACCAAAACGUUAUUAGGCCGUAAAUUCGUAAAAAAAGCCAAUAUUAUUUUGGAUAUUCCACAUGAUGUGUGGUAUUUUCGGGAUAAGCCUGAACAAACUUUUGAUUUUGUUAAAUCCUAUUUCCUCACCGGUCGCGCUUCAGUUGCUGAAGUCAAUAAUUUAAACGGAGCGUUUUUACUUGCCGACGAGGGAAACCAGCUAACUUCAGAAGAAAGAAUCAGGCUGAGCGAUUUCAUCAAAAGUAAGGCAGACCAAUUUAAAUCUGAGGGUCCUGCCACGGACUUUGCUACGCACCGCAUCAAGGUGAAUGAGUCCCAAGAACCCAUUGCUUCUCCUCCUUACCGUAUGUCAGAAAUACGUAAGAAAGCACUCAGGGAGGAAUUAGAUAAGUUGUUACGUGCAGAUAUAAUUGAAGAAUGUGAAUCAGCAUGGGCAUCAAAUGUUGUAUUAGUUCCAAAGAAGGACGGAAGUUUCAAGUUUUGUGUAGACUAUCGCAAAUUAAACGCUGUCACAGAGCCUGACCGGUAUCCAUUACCGAGGAUCGAAGAUGUACUUCACGCCGCCAAAUCGACGAAGUACAUGAGUACACUCGACCUCAGAUCCGGAUUUUUUCAGGUUAACCUUCAUCCAGAUGACCGUGACAAGUCCGCGUUUACGACGCCUCUAGGAACCUUUCGUUUCAAGCGUAUGCCGAUGGGUCUUCGAAAUUCCGGUGCCACAUUCCAACGUUUGAUGGACCGAUUCAAGUCAAACUUACCUGGCGUUACACUUAUUGCAUAUUUGGACGAUUUGCUGGUUUUGUCAGAGGGUUCCUUGGAAAAGCACUUAGCUGACCUGCAGAUAGUCUUUGAUAGGCUCAAGAUGUUCAACCUUCUUGUCAACCGCGAAAAAAGUCGUUUUGCGAGAGACUCUGUAAAAUUUCUGGGUCAUGUUAUCGUUCCAGGAGGAAUACAUGUUGAUCCUGACAAAACUGCAGCUAUAACCAAUAUGAAUAUCCCACAAAACAUUAAGCAUUUGAAAUGUUUUCUUCAAACUUCUAGUUGGUUUCGUCGUUUUAUUCCCGACUAUGCUAACAUAGCCAAACCCCUAACCUUCUUAUUGAAAAAAGGAAGUGCAUGGCGAUGGGAGACGGAGCAACAGGCUGCAUUUGACCACAUUAAGGAAUUACUUGUGUCUGCGCCUAUAUUACGUCAAGCGGAUGAGUCGAAACCAUUUAUUCUUCGGACUGACAGCAGUGGAUACUGUCUAGGAGCGGCUCUAAUGCAGGGGGAGGGAUUUGAGGAACGCCCCAUAGAGUACGCAAGCCGCCUUCUAACCGAUGCUGAACGAAACUAUACAACUACUGAGCGCGAGGCCUUGGCAGUCGUGUGGGCUGUAGGCAAAUUCCGCGGAUAUAUCGAAGGAUCUGAAAUCAUCGUCAAGUCCGACCAUCAGCCUCUGCGUUGGCUGAUGAGCCUGAAGUCUCCAAGUGGACGUUUAGCCAGAUGGGCUUUAACUCUCCAAGAGUAUAAUUUAAAAAUCGAAUAUACUCCUGGACGAGCCAACGUCAUCGCUGACACGUUGUCGCGGCCAGUAUGUGCCGAUAACGUCCAAUGUGAUGUAUGCCUGGCAACAGUGGAUGUCCCAGCUCGAAAAGCUAGUGAUAUAAGGGAGAACCAGAUGAAAGAUCCGGAAAUUCGCAAAAUACUGGAAGACAUGGAAUGUGAGGACCCAUUUAAAGGAAGAUCCUGGACGGACAGAGGAUACAUCACAUCAGACGGUAUCCUAUACCGCUAUGGCCCAGAAGGCGAUGAAGGCGACGAAGCAUGCCUUGUUGUGCCGAGCCACGAGCGACCUAAAGUGUUGGCUGAUUUUCAUGAUGCGCCCACAGCAGGUCACUUUGGAAUGGAACGCACGUUAGCUCGUUUACGAACCCGCUUUUACUGGCCGAACAUGCGGAAAUAUGUAGCUGAUUACAUUAAAAAAUGUAUAUCAUGUCAGAGGUAUAAGGCUGACAAUAGAAAACCCACCGGCCUUCUACAAACACCUGCAAUGUCUAGACGCUUCGAGGUAUUGUCAGUUGACCUGUUUGGCCCCUUACCCGUUACCGCUCAACGUAACCGAUGGAUCCUGAUCGUUGAAGACGUUUGUUCGCGAUGGGUAGAGCUAUUUCCUCUAGAAAACGCAACUAGUCUCGAAUGCGCCAAAAUUCUUAUGAACGAGAUUUUUUAAGGU